CUCUUCCCUCCCUCUUCCUCUAUAGAAUAGUCCCUUACCUAUCUAUGUUAUUACAUUCUUAUCUCUGCCUCUACCUUCUUCAGUGUGAGUAAUCCACGCAGAAUGGAAAAGCUCUUCUUUUUCCUUCCCAAUCCUCAAUGAAAAUCGACUCAUUCAAGGAGGAGAGAAAAAAGCUUGUUCCUUUCAUAGCACACUUUACACAGAACAAAUCCGUCUGUAAUGGGAGUUGUUUGUGACCACGCUUCUUCCACUCUCUUAUGCGCUGAGGACAACAGAAGCAUACUUGGUCUUGAUGAAGAUGUGGAGGUAUGCACCAAUGGAGGAGCUCAGGGGAGCUUCCCUGGCGAGAUUUCCGUGCAAAAGAUUGAUUUUUUUCCGUUGCAGACUGAGGAAUGCUUGAAUGCUUUGCUGGAGAAGGAACAAGAGCUUCUCCCAGCUGCAGAUUAUGCGAAGAGGUUGAUGAGUGGGGUAUCGGACAUUUCUGCAAGAAAAGAUGCUGUCGAUUGGAUUCAGAAGGUUCGUGCAUAUUACAGCUUUGGACCUCUAUGUGCCUAUUUAUCUGUAAAUUAUCUGGAUCGAUUUCUAUCCACACACGAGCUCCCACAUGGGAAAGCUUGGAUGAUGCAAUUGCUAGCUGUGACCUGCCUUUCCUUAGCCAUAAAAAUGGAGGAAAUUGGAGUCCCUCAAUAUAUGGAUUUACAGAUUGGCAAUGCCAAGUAUGUAUUUGAGGCAAAGACUAUACAGAGAAUGGAGCUUCUUGUGCUUAGCAAUCUCAAAUGGAGGAUGCAAUCAGUGACACCUUUCUCUUUCAUGGACUACUUCUUACACAAGUUUACUGAAGGAAAUCCUCCAAAAGAACCAGAGAUCGAUCGUUGCACAGAUCUCAUUUUGGGUACUAUUAAAGGCAUUGGCUUUUUCGAGUUUAGGCCUUCAGAGGUGGCUGCUUCAGUUGCCAUGGCUGCACUGGUUGAUGCUGGUUUAGUGUCCAUGGUAAAGGCUCUGAACUGUUGUUCCUUUUUGGACAAGGAGAAAGUGAUGCAAUGCUAUAAUGCACUACAAGGCAGAAAUCUCAUGGUGGAGAGGCUUCCUCCUACUUCCUCCUCCGUACCGCAGAGCCCAAUUGGGGUGCUGGAUGCCGCAACUAUGAGCUACAACAGUGAUGAAACCAUUAGUAACUCGCAAGCAAAUUCUCUCAAUAAUUCUCCAGCAUCAAAGAAGAGGAAGCUUAACUGCACAUCAGCAUCAUAGGAGCUUGGAUUUGUUCUAUAUUGUUUCUUAGAAGCUCAAGUUUUUUCCUUCUAAGUUCAAUUUUUGUUAGCAAGUCUUUGUCUCUAUCAUGAUGUGGGGCAAGGUGUGCCAAAUGACAGCCUUUGAUGAGGAAGAUGAAGACAAAACAGAAAAAAAAAAAGGAGAGAAAAUAAGGAGAUGGGGUCUUAUCUCAGGCUUUUAUCAUGAGAAAAAGUAAUCUGUUGUGAAAUUGUCUUCAGAGUUAAGGAACAGAUAUAACUAGCAAGGAGAUUGAAACUUGGGAGACUAUUUAUUGUUCUUUUGUGAAAGAAAUUACAAAAUGAGAUUGCUUCUUUAUAAAAAAAAA
Messenger RNA from Dendrobium catenatum, 1594 nucleotides. RefSeq names its product cyclin-D2-2-like. Gene Ontology annotation, molecular function: cyclin-dependent protein serine/threonine kinase regulator activity. Gene Ontology annotation, biological process: regulation of cyclin-dependent protein serine/threonine kinase activity; mitotic cell cycle phase transition. The transcript is spliced from 6 exons. The coding region runs from base 220 to 1248 and encodes 342 amino acids. Gene Ontology annotation, cellular component: cyclin-dependent protein kinase holoenzyme complex; cytoplasm; nucleus. Lineage: Eukaryota; Viridiplantae; Streptophyta; Magnoliopsida; Asparagales; Orchidaceae. The record is from RefSeq and is a predicted model, not a curated record.